Molecule: messenger RNA, 950 nt
Organism: Lycium ferocissimum
Lineage: Eukaryota; Viridiplantae; Streptophyta; Magnoliopsida; Solanales; Solanaceae
Exons: 7
Coding region: 44-625 (193 amino acids)
Biological process (GO): transcription initiation at RNA polymerase III promoter; DNA-templated transcription
Cellular component (GO): RNA polymerase III complex
Source: RefSeq, a predicted model, not a curated record
GGUAAAUAUUUUGUUGUGUAUCUUGCUACAGAUUUAAGGAGGCAUGUUUUAUCUGAGUUUAAUAGAACACACACUGAGAUUGCCGCCUCAUCUCCUAAGUCUUCCACUCAAUGAAUCAAUCAGAGGAGAACUUGAGGGUCUCUUUGUGGAUAAGGUUAUUGCAAAUUUGGGCCUUGCCAUAUCUAUUUACGAUAUUCGCUCCAUAGAUGGUGGUUUUAUCUAUCCAAGUGAAGGGGCCUCAACAUAUACGGUCAAGUUUAGACUGGUAGUGUUUCGCCCAUUUGUUGGAGAAGUAAUAACUGCUAGACUCAAAGAGUCCAAUGCAGAGGGUUUGCGCUUGUCGCUUGGAUUUUUCAGUGACAUUUAUGUACCCGCACCUCUAAUGCCAGUUCCAUCACGUUCUGAACCUGAUCCGGAAAACCAGAACCAAGUCAGGUGGAUAUGGACGUUUGAUGAACAGGAAUAUCCUAUUGAUGGCGUAGAUGAGAUUAGGUUCCAAGUUCAUAAUGUUAGUUAUCCUUCAAUACCUCUUGAGCAAGAUAAAGAUUCAAAGCCAUUUGCACCUAUGGUCAUAAAGGGAUCUCUUGAUGCUGAUGGACUAGGACCCAUUUCAUGGUGGAUAUAGCAGAAAUUACUCUAGAAUCUGUGACAAUGAACUAUAUUUAUUUAUUUGUUAUUUUGUUGCCCGGGCCUUUGGUCUAAGGUACGAGCUCAAUGCGUGAUGUGUGAUCUAGGCGCUCGUCAUGGGUUCAAACUUUGUCGCAGACAAAAUCUUGGUAGCGGAAAAUGGUAGAGGAGUGGGUUCAUUAUCCCACCGAGUUUUGAACUGUACGCCACUGAUCCUCAGGAAUUUCUGAUUAUAAAAUAUUUUUUUAUUUUUGUUGAUAGAGAUAAACAGUGUAAUUCACCUCCUGAGAGAGCAGCAAAAUGAAAUCUUUGGGUUAAUUCAA